AUGAGUGAUCAAGAUUUAAGGACGUUGAAAUUUAUAAACUCUGAACUCCUGGGUCGCAAGAGACCUACUAUCGAGAUAAUAUCUGACGACCCAGCAGAUCAGCAACCACCUCCAGUUUGCAUGGCCUUUCUUAGCACAGAGACAACCGAAGACAGGGAACAAGUGCUACUCGAAUGCUCAGAACUUUUGAAUGCUCUAGAACUUAAUGAUGUGACCCUUAAGAAGCAGUUCCACAAAUCCUAUUUGGACUUCUCAUUCAACCAUGCACUGCCACCUCAAAUGAAGGCACUGGAUGCUUCUCAACCAUGGAUCAUGUACUGGAUUGCAUGCUCGCUACGGCUUAUGGACGAAGAAUGGCUAAGUCAAGUGGUUCAGCGCAGAAUGGCCGAGAAACUACUCAAGUGCUCAUUAGAAAAUGGACCCUUCUGUGGCGGCCCCGGACAAGAUCCUCACCUAGUAUGUACCUAUGCUGCGGUUAAUGCCUUAGCUCUUUGUGGUAAUAUCGAUGAUUGCUGGGGUCGAAUCAAUAAAAAGGAGAUAUACGAAUGGUUGCUUUCGCUUAAGUCGAGCAACAAUGGUUUCAAAACUGGUACAGUCGUGGGAGAGUGCGACUCCAGGUCCACGUAUUGCGCAUUAAGUGUUGCCUCGAUGUUAAAUAUUCUUACGCCAGAACUAAGCGAGGGAGUGGAGCAGUUUUUGCUGGACUGCCAAACUUACGAAGGCGGAUUUGGCGCAUGUCCUCAUGAAGAUGAGGCCCACGGUGGUUACACAUUUUGCGCCGUUGCUGGCCUAAUGAUUUUGAAAGGCCUCCAUAAGUGCAAAGUUGAUAGUCUUCUAGAGUGGUGCAGUGGUCGCCAAACGAAUGGGGAAAAGGGAUUUUCUGGAAGAAGUAACAAGUUGGUUGAUGGUUGUUACAGUUAUUGGGUCGGCGCCGUCAACACAAUUUUAGAGAUUCACGGGUACGAUCCGAGUGUUGACAAAACUGCUCUGCAAGACUACAUACUGAAGUGUUGCCAGUCUACGGAGAGACCGGGGUUAAGGGAUAAGCCUGGUAAGUCGCCUGAUUAUUAUCAUACGGCGUAUGUCUUGAUGGGUUUUUCGCUUACCGAGCAUUCUUACAAUACCACAGACUCAUCAACGGCCAUUAGCGUGAAGCCAGGUACCAAUCAUUCCCAAUUGAACGCAGUCAAUCCUGUCUAUGGUAUUCCUAUCCAUGAUUUGGACCAGUUUCUAAAGUUCAUGUCUACUUAG
Lachancea dasiensis is the source of this 1251-nucleotide messenger RNA. Lineage: Eukaryota; Fungi; Ascomycota; Saccharomycetes; Saccharomycetales; Saccharomycetaceae. The record is from the annotation of a GenBank genome assembly.